Messenger RNA from Rhagoletis pomonella (apple maggot), 514 nucleotides. Its product is annotated as PCI domain-containing protein 2 homolog. The record is from RefSeq and is a predicted model, not a curated record. Gene Ontology annotation, biological process: poly(A)+ mRNA export from nucleus; transcription elongation by RNA polymerase II; post-transcriptional tethering of RNA polymerase II gene DNA at nuclear periphery. The annotation marks the transcript as partial. NCBI's taxonomy places the organism in Eukaryota, Metazoa, Arthropoda, Insecta, Diptera, Tephritidae. Gene Ontology annotation, cellular component: transcription export complex 2. The transcript has a single exon. Gene Ontology annotation, molecular function: double-stranded DNA binding; RNA binding.
UUCGCCUUUGAACAUAAGAAGGACAACCUCGAACGUUUUGACCUACUACAGUUUCAUGAACUUGCUGUCGCUCUAAAAGAGGGCCAUGUUCGCAAAUUCGACGAAGCUAUACAACGUCAUGAGAUAUUCUUCAUCAAAUGCGGCAUUUAUUUGUUGGUUGAAAAAUUGAAAUUCAUUGUCUAUCGCAAUCUCUUCAAGCGUGUGUACAUAAUCAAACAGACGCAUCAAUUAGAUUUGCGGGCAUUUCAAGCGGCAUUGCAAUUUGUCGGCGAAACAGAUGUGAGCAUCGAUGAAACGCAUUGCAUAGUGGUUAAUUUGAUUUUUGAGGGUAAAAUCAAGGGCUACAUCUCAUACAGUCACAACAAGUUGGUGGUGUCCAAGCAGAAUCCUUUUCCACCACUUAAUACGGUUUCCUAGGAGCGGCUGAUGCGUGGUGCAGAGGCUCACGGACCAGGAUCUUUAAGUUAUUUAUAAAGCAUUUACAUAGUACAUACAUACAUACUAUACAUACAUG